Akanthomyces muscarius is the source of this 1278-nucleotide messenger RNA. RefSeq lists its product as uncharacterized. Gene Ontology annotation, biological process: protein localization to cell surface; attachment of GPI anchor to protein. The transcript is spliced from 3 exons. Gene Ontology annotation, cellular component: membrane; GPI-anchor transamidase complex. NCBI's taxonomy places the organism in Eukaryota, Fungi, Ascomycota, Sordariomycetes, Hypocreales, Cordycipitaceae. The record is from RefSeq and is a predicted model, not a curated record. Bases 1 to 1278 code for a protein of 425 amino acids.
AUGACCGCAACCAUGGCCCUACGGAACAAAGCCGGCGUCUUCGUCGGCGCUGCUUUGUUGCGACUCUUACUGUUCACCGCAUUUCCGCGCCUGCCGGACCUCUUGACGGGCCGCGUCGAGAUCUCGACCCCCGUCACCAGCUUUAAACGACUGCAAGAAGGCCUGUUUCUAUAUAACCACAAUGUCGAUCCUUACGAUGGCGGCGUGUUCCACCAGCCGCCCCUGCUGCUCCCCCUCUUUUCGCUGCUGCCCGAUGUCAGAAAGUGGCCCGUCUUCACAGCCAUUCUAUAUAUACUCGUCGACCUGCUGAGUGCCAGCGCUCUCUCUACGAUCGCAGACUCGGGCGAGGCCUGGCAAACGAAACUCUAUACCUCGCCGCGACGCGCCAAGACGACCUCGGGCGUGUUCAUUGCCGCGGCCUUCUUAUUUAACCCGCUUACUAUCGCUACCUGCCUCGGCCGCUCGACCAGCGUUUUUACAACAUGCGCCGUUCUCCAUGCCAUCGCCAAGGCCCUCUCCGGCUCGCCCUUGAACGCCAUGGUCGCCUUGGCCUUUUCGUCGUAUCUAUCGAUGUACCCGAUCCUGCUUCUCCCGCCCCUCAUGGUGCUCGCAUACGAUCGCCAAUCCGCUAAACGCGCCAUUACCAGCGCACCGGCCUUUACCGCUACCUGCUUCGGCGUUGUGGCCCUGAUUCUCACAUUGCUGUUCGGCAUGUCGUUUGCGCUUACGGGCAACUCCUGGACCUUUUUCGCGCGCACGUACGGCAUCCAGCUGACCCUCUCGGAUCUGACGCCCAAUGUCGGUCUGUGGUGGUACUUCUUCAUCGAAAUCUUCGACCCCUUCCGCGCCUUCUUCCUCGGCGUAUUUUGGCUGCAUCUUGGCGCUUACGUUGGCGGCCUUUCGAUACGACUGCGCAAGCAGCCUCUCGCCGCUCUCUCGGUGCUUGUGGGCAUCUUUGCCAUCUUUAAGCCAUAUCCCUCAAUUGCAGACACGGCACUGUUCCUCGGCAUGCUACCGCUAUACCGACAUCUGUUCCCGCUGAUGCGCUACAGCUUCGUCGCUUCAUCGACAGUGCUGUACUCGUCGUUUUUGGGCCCCGCGUUCUACCACUUGUGGAUAUACGCUGGAAGCGGCAACGCCAAUUUCUUCUACGCCAUUACCCUGGUUUGGAGCCUCGGCCAGAGCUUACUCGUCAGCGACUUGGCUUUUGCGGUGCUGAGAGACGAGCUGGAUAUCGAGAGACCUGAUUUGAUUGGCAAGGAGAUAAAGCAACUGUAG